This is a messenger RNA of Danaus chrysippus (African queen), 288 nucleotides long. The record is from the annotation of a GenBank genome assembly. Lineage: Eukaryota; Metazoa; Arthropoda; Insecta; Lepidoptera; Nymphalidae.
AUGUCACUCGCUCUCGUUAUAAAGCUGAGAGGUGUGUGUGCCGUGGAAGUCGUUACAUUCGAGCCUGACACAGCUGUCGCCCCAUCGGAGGGAGGUCUUCUGCGAAGGGCUGUUCCUGGUUCUAAAGCUUACGCGCCCGUCGCCCGCCGCUGGCCGCUCGCCGCUCGUCGCUCGCCCGAGAGCCGCGAUCGAUCCCCUGACGUCAUUGGUCGCCUCCGACCUCCACGGCGCAUGCCUCUAGCCACCCACACACCCACUCACCCACUCGACAUCCACCGACGCCGAUAA